This is a messenger RNA of Linum trigynum, 2550 nucleotides long. Lineage: Eukaryota; Viridiplantae; Streptophyta; Magnoliopsida; Malpighiales; Linaceae. The record is from the annotation of a GenBank genome assembly.
AUGGACAUAAGCAAUGAAGCCUCCGUUGAUCUUUUCCCGAUUGGACCAUCCUCCAUCCUCGGUAGGACCAUUGCCUUCCGAGUUUUGUUUUGCAAGUCAAUAGGUAGCUUAAGAAAUCAAAUUUUCCAUCUGUUGUUGAAGUACAUCUAUAGAUUUAGGGACUUUCUGGGGCCCAUGUUGUCAUGGUUGCAUCCCAGGAACCCACAGUGGAUACUGGCUAUGGUGACAAUCAUAGCAUUUCUGUUGAAGCGAUACACGAAUGUGAAAAUGAGGGCCGAGAUGGCCUAUAGGAGGAAGUUCUGGAGGAAUAUGAUGAGAUCUGCUCUGACUCAUGAGGAGUGGGCUCAUGCUGCUAAGAUGCUCGAUAAGGAGACCCCAAAGCUGAAUGAAUCGGGCUUUUAUGAUGAAGAAUUGGUGCGGAACAAGCUUCAAGAGCUGCUCCACCGUCGUCAGGAGGGAUCGCUUAGGGAUAUCAUGUUCUUUAUGAGAGCUGAUCUCAUAAGGAAUCUUGGCAACAUGUGCAAUCCGGAGCUUCACAAGGGCAGGCUUCAUGUUCCCAGGCUCAUAAAGGACUACAUUGAUGAAGUAUCUACUCAGUUGAGAAUGGUUUGUGACUCGGACUCUGAGGAGCUUUCUCUUGAAGAAAAGCUAUCUUUUAUGCAUGAAACUAGACAUGCGUUUGGAAGGACAGCUUUGCUUCUGAGCGGAGGUGCUUCCCUUGGAGCCUUUCAUGGUGGUGUUGUCAAAACCCUGGUGGAACAUAAGCUCUUGCCACGUAUAAUUGCUGGUUCUAGUGUGGGAUCGAUUAUGUGUUCCAUGGUGGCUACUAGGUCCUGGCCAGAGUUGCAAAGCUUCUUUGAGGAUUCAAUGCAGUCAUUGCAGUUCUUUGAUCAGUUGGGUGGGAUUUUUUCCAUUGUGAAGAGAGUCAUGAUACAGGGGGCUGUUCAUGAUAUCCGGCAGUUGCAAUGGAUGUUGAGGAAUUUAACGAGUAACCUGACAUUUCAGGAAGCUUUUGAUAUGACAGGUCGAAUUCUCGGAAUUACAGUUUGCUCCCCGAGGAAGCAUGAACCGCCGAGAUGCCUCAACUACCUAAACUCCCCUCAUGUUGUCAUAUGGAGUGCUGUAACUGCUUCUUGUGCAUUUCCUGGGCUCUUCGAGGCCCAGGAACUGAUGGCGAAGGACAGAAGUGGAGAAAUUGUUCCAUAUCACCCACCAUUUAAUCUUGGUCCAGACGAAAAGUCAGGCACAUCUGCUCGUCGAUGGAGGGAUGGUAGCUUAGAGAUUGACUUACCAAUGAUGCAGUUGAAGGAGCUAUUCAAUGUGAAUCAUUUUAUUGUGAGCCAGGCAAACCCUCAUAUUGCACCGUUAUUGAGAAUGAAGGAAAUUGUUCGGGCUUAUGGAGGCAACUUUGCAGCCAAGCUUGCUCAUCUUACUGAGAUGGAGGUGAAACAUAGAUGCAACCAGGUACUAGAACUUGGCUUCCCAUUGGGAGGCCUCCCCAAACUCUUCGCUCAAGAUUGGGAGGGUGAUGUCACUGUCGUUAUGCCGGCAACACUCGCUCAGUACUCAAAAAUCAUACAAAAUCCAACGCACGUGGAGCUUCAGAAGGCGGUCAACCAAGGGAGAAGGGGAACAUGGGAGAAGCUCUCUGCGAUAAAAGCAAACUGCGGCAUCGAGCUUGCUCUCGACGAGUGUGUCGCUAUUCUCAACCACAUGCGCCGGCUCAAACGGAGCGCCGAGAGAGCUGCUGCUGCUUCCCACGGCCUCCCCCCCACCGCAGCUGGCAGCAACAACACAGUCAGGUUCAACGCUUCCAAAAGGAUUCCUUCAUGGAACUGCAUUGCCCGGGAGAACUCCACAGGAUCGCUUGAGGACUUCCUGAUAGAUGUCGCCAACUCGUUCCAACAAUCCAUUGGUGGAGGAAGAAAGCAUCGAGAUGGAAGCGACAGCGAGUCAGAGACCAAUAACGACGUGCAUUCUUGGACCAGAUCCGGUGGGCCACUGAUGAGGACUACUUCCGCGGACUUGUUCGUGGAUUUCGUCCAGAAUCUCGAUGCAGAUUCUGAGAUGGGACGAGGGUUGAUGACGGGGUACCCCAACUCUCCAGGAGCUCAGGUUGGAAUGAGGGAGCCUUAUACUGUCCAUACCUCCCCCAACUCCCCAAGUGCACAGGUCGGAACGAGGGAUCCUUACACUAACCAGACCUCACCCAGGGACACAGCGUCGACCAGUGGCUCGAGCAUAACGGUAACUGAAGGCGAUGUCAUACAUCCCGAAAGGAUUCAUAACGGGUUUGUGUUGAAUGUGGUGAAGAAGGAAGAUGUGGAGACGAGGUGUCAAAGGCCUCAUAGUCAGGGAACUUGUGGAACUGAUGUUCCUGAAUCUGUUAUGCUCGAUUGUCCUGAGAAAGAUACGGAUGCCAGCUCGGCAUCUGAAUAUGCUGCUGAUAACGACGACGAUGGUAGUCCAGCGGACGAUGAAGCUUCACCUACUGGUGAUGCUGAUGAAUCUAGGGUCCCUGGGCAUAGCCGAGAUUUGGUUAAUGCCUAA